GUGGCUGAACUUGUUUGCGCCGCCAUCCAGCCGCUCGCAACGGCGCGAAGGAAAACUGCGCGAUAAUGUUUGGAGUAAACAAAAACAUCCAUGCGAAGCGAGAAGAUUUAAUUCUUCGCUAGCGAUCCGACCGAGUGGACGCGCGUCCGCCUUUAGCGCCCCAUCGCGUUCGGGGUGAGUUCGACAGAAUUACAUCGCGCCAAGCAUUUGGAAACGGGAAAAAUUUCUCCAAGUGACAAUUUGAAUUUACUAAAAACCGUUUAAAAAGAGUGAACUUAACCACAAUGUGUAGGUCUGUGUUUGUGCUGUGCAUCGCCGUUGCACUGCUUGCACUGGCAGUGCAGGGCCGUACCACGUCUGGUGCAGCGUCCGAUCAAGUAGAUCGUUACGAGCUAGAUCCACCGCUCGCUCUUCGAUUGUCCCGGUUUGCAAGCACAUCUAACCUCGAGGAGGCGCUCGAUUACAGUGAGACAAUAUUUGAAAAAUCCAAACGUCUCGAAGGUUCCCUGGCCGCCGGGUCGCGGGGAAAGGUUGUCAAGGGUGGCUCGACGUACGCGCAGAUCCUCGACGGCUAUCCAACGCCGAGCACCCAGCAGCAAGAUCUGCUUGCCCGCAAGGUCCUUCGAGCGUCCUCCUUCUUCGUGAACCGCCACUGCAUCCCGAAUGGCAUUUCUUCGUACGAGUGUGGCCUGUAUCUCAGCGGAACGCAGCUUCCCUCCUCGACGAUCGGAGAUCAGUGUCGGAGUUUGAUCGCCUCGAAAGAGUACAACGAUGAGUAUCGCCGACUGUUGCCCGCACUGUACGACGAUGGAGUGUACGCGUUCCGGCGCAGUACGACCGGGGCUGAGUUGCCACUCGCGCGCCAAGUGUCCAGCCGGUUCCAUACGGCCUGGAAGAACCAGGAACCGCUCGACAGUACGCGCUCCGUUGCCCUCGUCCAGUGGACGCAGUUCAUCGAGCACGAUCUCGCUAAAACCACGGUCCAGACGAUGCACGACGGGACGGACAUUGAAUGCUGCUCCGGCGACCAUGGUCAGCUGUUGCCCCGGUACCGGCAUCCUUCCUGCAAACCGAUGCAGGUCCCCGAAGACGACCCCUACUACCAGACGUACCGGGCAACGUGCUUGAACUACGUGCGCAGUGCCCUGUCGCUCGGUGGCGACGGUUGCCAUCUGGGCCCGGCAAACCAGCUCAACCAGGCCACCAACCGGUUGGAUCUGUCGCAACUGUACGGCAGUCUGGCGAACGACACGAAGCUGCUGCGCGCAGGCAAAGGUGGCCGACUGCGGGCCCAACUGUACGACUCGGCCGAAUAUCUGCAGCAGGCGGACAACGAUCGGCUGUGUGUGACCGAUCCCAAUCUCGAAACCGUCUGCUACGAUUCCGGCGACACACGGGUAAACGUGAACCCGUACAUCACCCUGCUGCACACACUGUUCCUGCGGUCCCACAAUCGGCUAGCGAAACAUUUGGCCCUGCUGCGACCGAGCUGGACCGACGAUCAGCUGUUUGCCGCGGCCCGGACCGUCAACACGAAGCUAUACCAGAAAAUCGUCCGCGAAUGGUUGACGGCGGUGGCAGGCGAACGGGCAACGCGAACCUCGCAGCCAACCGCGCCCCAGGACGGUCGGGUUAGCAACGAGUUCGCAACGGCCGCCAUUCGCUUCUACAGCACGAUGAUGCCGGGCGAAAUCUCGAACGCGCUCGGAUCGUACAAUCUGGAGCAUCUCUUCUAUCGACCGAAGGAUUUGCGCAAACGGGACUAUUUCGCCCAUCUGGUCGGAUCCGUGCUCGGGCAGAAUGCGAUGUCGCUCGACACGGCCUACGUGGACGAUAUGGCCCAUCUCCUGUUCGGCGUGCGCAACGUCGGGCUGGAUGUGCUCGCGCUAGACAUUCAGCGCGGUCGCGACCAUGGUCUCGCCCGCUACACCGACUACUACACGUUGUGCAACGGCAAACCGGUCACCGGGUGGGCCGACCUCGAGCGGGCGCUCAAACCGGACGAUUUGGAAAUGAUACGCGCGUCGUACGCAACCGUGCACGAUGUCGAUCUGAUCGUCGGUGCCAUCGCCGAAUGGCCCGUUGCGGGUGCUACCGUUGGACCUACGCUGUCCUGUCUUAUCCGAGAACAAAUCGACAACUCGCUGGACAAGGCGCACGAGCCACAAGACAGUGCGACACCCGUAGCACUGCGGGCGGACCGCGUGGAGGCGGUGUUGGCGGAGUACAGUGCAGCAAGGUUUAUGUGCGAUACGGCACAGGUCGAUCGCGUUCAGCGUGAUAUUUUCCGCGUCCCAUCGGACGAUAACCCGCAGAUCCGGUGCGCACAGCUGCCAGCGCUCGAUCUUGCGCGACUCGUUUAAACCGCUACUCGGCGACGGCGUGCGGCUCUGGGAGAUCGGUCUGCAGCGGACUGUGGUGGAACUGUGUGGGACAGGAAAUGAGAAAAAUCCAGCCCCAUUAACGAUGGAGAAAGGUCAACCCGAGAGCCGCGUGUCGCGAGGAAGUGGAUAGUUUAGGGUCAAUUAAUCAUGGUUCAUUUACGCGUUCUCUGUAGUUCCAUCCUUGCUGUAGCUCUCUCUCUCUCUCUCUCUUUAUUUCUUUGCGAUACAGUAAGUCUUAGUUGUGUAAGCUACAAGUUCUGUGACUUAUAUCGAAUGCGUUGAGACACCGUUCUGAUGCAUUUAGUGGAAAUAAAGUAAGUUAAUGAAUGAGAA
This is a messenger RNA of Anopheles stephensi (Asian malaria mosquito), 2717 nucleotides long. Its product is annotated as peroxidase. The record is from RefSeq and is a predicted model, not a curated record. The transcript has a single exon. Bases 285 to 2363 code for a protein of 692 amino acids. Gene Ontology annotation, biological process: response to oxidative stress. NCBI's taxonomy places the organism in Eukaryota, Metazoa, Arthropoda, Insecta, Diptera, Culicidae. Gene Ontology annotation, molecular function: peroxidase activity; heme binding.